Molecule: messenger RNA, 3705 nt
Organism: Neltuma alba
Lineage: Eukaryota; Viridiplantae; Streptophyta; Magnoliopsida; Fabales; Fabaceae
Product: putative receptor-like protein kinase At3g47110
Exons: 6
Coding region: 6-3545 (1179 amino acids)
Biological process (GO): protein phosphorylation
Molecular function (GO): ATP binding; protein kinase activity; protein binding
Source: RefSeq, a predicted model, not a curated record
GAUAUAUGCUAAACAUGGGAAAACCUCCUGCCUUUGUUUUCCUCUUCUUACUUCAUUGCUUCAUAGCCUCUUUAGCUUGGAGUAAAACAAACAUCACCACAGACAAAUAUGCACUUCUUGCUCUUAAAUCCUCUAUCACUUUUGAUCCGUACAAUUUUUUAGCUAAUUGGUUGGUCUCUUCUUCUCCAUGCAGUUGGGUUGGAGUGAGUUGCAGUAUCCGCCAUGGAAGGAUCCAUUCCUUGAAUCUCAGUAAGAUUGGAUUGAAGGGCAUCAUAACUCCACAGUUGGGAAAUCUCUCAUUCCUUGUUGAACUUGAUCUUAGUAAGAACAAUUUUCAUGGUCAAAUACCAAAGGAGUUAGUUCAAUUACGUAGAUUGAGAGUACUCAACUUGAGUUUUAAUGAAUUGGAUGGGAAAAUUCCAACUUGGAUGGGGGAUUUAUCAAGAUUGCAACACUUGAGUCUUGGCAAUAAUAGUCUUACUGGAUUCGUUCCAACAUCUGUUUGCAACUUGUCAAGGUUACAUGUCUUGGAUUUGAGUAUUAAUUUAAUUGAAGGGAGUAUUCCACGUGAGGUGGGAAGACUCAAGAACUUGAGGACUUUAUCACUUGUGGGUAACAACCUUUCAGGAACCAUUCCUCAGACAAUUUGCAACUUAUCUUCACUUGAAUUAUUAGACUUGUCUUAUAACUCUCUUUCAGGAGGCGUUCCUAUUGACAUUGGCAAUCUUCCAUCAUUGUGGAUCAUGGACCUUUCAUUCAAUCAGUUUUCUGGUUCUAUACCAUCUUCAAUAUUUAAUAGUUCUAUGCUUCAGGUCAUUAAUCUUGGUGCAAAUAACUUCUCUGGUAAUCUCCCAAUAAAUUUAUGCUUUGGGCUUCCAAAAGUUGAAGUUCUUUAUCUAUUUGAAAAUGACUUGUCUGGUGAACUGCCCCCCAUAUGGCAUCAGUGCAAAGAAUUAGUAGAUCUAGAAUUAAGCAGAAACGAUUUCAAUAGAGGAGUCAUACCAAGUGACUUUGCAAAUUUGACCAACCUCCAAUAUUUAUAUCUUGAGGACACCAACUUGGAAGGUGAAAUUCCAGCAUCUCUCUUCAGCAAUAUUUCUUCUUUAAUAGAAGUAUCUUUGGAGGAAAACAACUUAAAUGGAUCUCUCCCAGCAUCACUUGGCAAUAAAACACUGCUCAAUUUCUUAUUUCUACAAUUCAAUUCCUUCACAGGUGAAAUUCCUCAGUCUCUUUUCAACAUGCCUUCUAUAAGAGAGUUUAGCCUUGGCAUCAACCAAUUAUCUGGUACUUUGCCUGAACAUCUGUGCUAUGGACUCCCUUUACUUGAAGUCUUUGCGGUUGUUUCAAAUCAAUUAGAAGGAAACAUUCCAAAAUCAAUAAGCAACUGCACAUUUAUGAAAGGAUUAUCCAUGGGUGGCAACUUUUUUACAGGUUCUAUACCCAAAGACAUUGGCAAUCUUGAUAAACUUGAACAAUUAGAUUUGUCCACGAAUCAUUUAAGCGGACAUAUUCCUUCUAAUAUAUUCAACAUCUCAGCAAUACAGCGACUGUACCUUGGGUUUAAUUUCUUCUCCGGCCUUCUCCCAUCAUAUUUAGGAAGUGGCCUUCCGAACCUGAAAGAUUUUAGUGUGGAAGUGAACGAACUUUCUGGACAAAUUCCAAAAAGCAUAGUAAAUGCUUCUAAACUCUAUAAGUUAUUUUUAAAUGGGAAUAAAUUUAAUGGAGAAGUACCCAAUGUUAUUGGGAAUUUAACCAACUUGGUGGCAUUAUAUCUGGGAGAGAAUGAUUUGAAUGGGUUGAUUCCUCCAACAGUUAACAAAUUACAAAGCCUUCAACUUUUUGAUGUCAGUAACAACAAAAUGCAAGGGUCCAUUGUCGAAGAACUUUGCCAAGUAAAAAGGUUGAAUGUGUUGUAUUUGGCUAAUAACAUGUUUUCAGGAACAAUUCCAAGGUGCCUUGACAAUCUUUCUAGUUUGCAAAAGUUGGACUUCAGCUCUAACAAAUUGACUUCCCAUAUUCCCUCUUCUCUUUGGAAUCUCAAAAAUAUUUUGGUCUUAGACUUAUCUUCCAAUGCAAUUAGUGGAAGAAUUCCACCUGAGGUGUCCAACUUGAGAUCACUUGUAGAAUUGAACUUGUCAAGAAAUCAAAUUUCAGGAAACAUUCCUAUAACGAUAGGAGGCUUACAGAGCUUGCAAAACUUAUCGUUGGCUCAUAAUAAUUUACAAGGUUCUAUACCAGAAUCUUUUGGUGACAUGUUAAGCAUUGAGUUUUUAGAUCUUUCUCAAAAUUAUUUGUCUAGUGAGAUUCCAAAGUCAUUAGAGUCACUUUCCCAUUUGAAAUACAUUAAUCUUUCCUACAAUUUAUUGCAUGGAGAAAUUCCAUAUGGUGGGCCUUUUAAAAAUUUUAGAGCAGAAUCUUUUGUUAUGAAUAAAGAUCUUUGUGGGAAGCCCCAAUUAGGAGUCCAUCCAUGUAUUAUAAGAGAGAAGCACAGGUCAGCUAAAAUGAUGCUUUUGAUCAAAUAUUUAUUGCCUAUCAUGGUCGCAAUCAUUUUGGUCGGUUCUUGCAUAGUGUUUGUCAAGUGUAGGAAGCAUCAGGUGGGUGAAAGGACCAAUGGGGAUUUCUUACAUUUGGACCCACGCAGGAUAUCCUAUUAUGAACUUUUGCAAGGAACAAAUAGAUUUGAUGAGAGUAAUAUUCUUGGUAAGGGAAGUUUUGGGUCUGUGUACCAAGCAAUUCUUUCAAGUGGAAAAAUAGUUGCUGUGAAAGUUUUCAACUUGGACUUGGAAGAAGCAUUAAGGAGUUUUGAUGUUGAAUGUACUACGCUAUGCAAUUUACGUCAUCGCAAUCUUAUUAAGAUCAUUAGCAGUUGCUCAAAUAAUGAUUUCAAAUCUCUAAUAAUGGAAUUUAUGCCAAAUGGGAGUCUUGAUAGAUGGUUGUACUCCUAUAACUAUUGUUUAGACAUCUUGCAAAGGUUAGACAUAAUGAUUGAUGUGGCAUCUGCACUUGAGUAUCUUCAUCAUGGUUCUUCUUCACCAGUGGUUCAUUGCGAUGUGAAGCCGAGCAAUGUUUUGUUGGAUAACAAUAUGGUAGCGCAUCUCAGUGAUUUUGGAAUUGCCAAAUUGUUGGGCUUUGGGCAAUCAGAGAUUUUUACCAGAACUUUGGCUACAUUUGGUUAUAUGGCACCAGAGUAUGGAUCAAAAGGAGCUGUUUCUGUUAAAGGAGACAUAUAUAGUUUUGGUAUUUUGCUUAUGGAAACACUCACAAGAAAAAAGCCAACAGAUGAAAUGUUUGGUCAAGGCUUAAAUUUAAAAGAUUGGAUUGGCGAAUCAAUACCACAUUCAAUCAUCAGUAUUUUAGAUGACAAUCUGCUGGAUAGACACAAUCCAAAUAUUGGUAACAUAUUACCACAUAUUUCAUCAAUUUUUGAAUUAGCCUUAAACUGUUGCAUUGAUGUACCUGAGGCACGACUUGAUAUGACAGAUAUUGUGGCUUCAUUGGAAAAAAUAAGGUCACGUCUAUGCAAAGUGUUAGGCACCAGCCAUUAGGUGAAUGACUGUUAAAAUCAAAUUUUAGUUAUUACCAUUUCAUCAGCCUUUUGGCUUGUCUUAUUUGUAGAACAUCUCGUGAAAUGGAGGGGGUGAUAUUUGAGAUUUCAGAUCUUGUGUAAUUAUUUGGGUUUUUGGAUAUCUUCAUGUUAUUUGUUUU